AGCGCGGUCAAUGUCAAAUUAUCAUCAGAUCAACGAGAGCACUUGGGGCGAUCGAAAGCAUCAUGGGUGCCACGUCCGAUCAUCAUGUUGCCCUGUUUUUCUUCUACACCUUGGCACUUUUGGCCUUUGCAGAGGGGACAGAGACAACCUGUAGCUCAUGCAAAGGCCAAGACUGUUUGCAGCUGGAAAAAGCCCUGAAGAAGAGCGAAUAUCUCAUUACGGAAAUCAAAGAUAUCAUGAUAGAGAAGGAGUCGGAAAAUAGGCUUGUCAGGAAACAAAUUGUCGACUCCAACACCGCCACUGCCAAGGCGAUAGAAAAACUUACGCAGAGAUUGGGACUAGUAGAGGCGAGUUCGAAAACGUUGGCCAAUGGUGUCGCUGCACUCAACUCAAGAUCUGACGAAUUCAGCGAAGAACUUAAAACUGUGACCGAGGUUUUGAACUCAACGAGUAGCCUAAGAUCAGAAAAGGAGGCGCAGGAAUGCGAUGUGUUGGCAGAAGAACUGGCAAAAGCAAAAUCCGACUUUGAAUUGCAGCUGAACGAGACAAAACGCCUUCACGAAAUGGAAACUUUGAAAUAUAAUAAGCUGAAGGCACAUAUUGGUGCAAUAGCUGGCGGCCCAGCAAACAUGCUUUUUGCAAAUGGAGUUUGGUACCAUUUUGAGAAUACUUUGUUGACGUGGAGAGAGGCUAAAUCGUUUUGCGAAAGCCGCGGCAUGAUUUUGCCUGACGCGAAAACUGGUCCCGAACUGGCGGCGGUUUGGGCCAAAGCUAAAGACAUGAACGGCGGAAAUGGUUGGUGGAUCCACGCUACGGACGAAGGUCGGUCCAGGGGAAGUUACCUGUGGAGCGACGGUAGCGCUGUGGAUGUGAAUCCGAAAAACGGCUUGUGGUAUUCUGGGCAUCCUUACAAUUAUGCAGGCUCUCCUGGUGCUCAAUGCUUGUGUUUCUUUUACAACACAAAGUAUGUUCUACUUUGUUCAGCAAAAAAGCCUUUUAUCUGUGCAGUUCCCCUUUAAAUAAAAAAUAUUUUUGUGGCUCCUCUGGAUAUGCAUAACGGCUGCACAUUAAUUUAAUUAUUGCAAGCUCACGUGAUUUUUAAAAUUCUCAUUUUGUGAAAAGCUAAUAAAAUAUAUAAUAUAUUAGAGCAAGGGAA
Neocloeon triangulifer is the source of this 1156-nucleotide messenger RNA. Its product is annotated as C-type lectin domain family 4 member F-like. The coding region runs from base 63 to 1019 and encodes 318 amino acids. The transcript is spliced from 10 exons. The record is from RefSeq and is a predicted model, not a curated record. Lineage: Eukaryota; Metazoa; Arthropoda; Insecta; Ephemeroptera; Baetidae.